Messenger RNA from Porites lobata, 3573 nucleotides. Lineage: Eukaryota; Metazoa; Cnidaria; Anthozoa; Scleractinia; Poritidae. The record is from the annotation of a GenBank genome assembly.
AUUCCUACAUUCAACAUGGCGGAAAAUCCGCAAAGAAUACGAGAAUUGCUUUUGGAUCGCUAUUCCAGGACUAUCCAAGAAAUAUGUAGAAUACUGAGGCAAUCGAGUGCCAUGGAUUGCGAUGUGAGAGACAGUGUAAUAUUUAGGCUGGAUUCUUUACGUCAUCUCGUUGUUCGAUGCGUAGACGUAGCUAAUGUUCCGCGAGAAGUAAUCCUGAACUUGCAGAGAGUUGUGUCAAUUUUGUCGAACGACUUCCAAGACAGCCAUCUACAUGUGGACCAGGAUAGAUACCAGGCAGGCCGGAUUUUCACACAGGACAGAGGAAGACCUUCUUACAACAUACCCAGGGAACAACUGGAAUUAUUCAUUGAACAUGGUUUCAAUACUUCAGAUAUGGCCACUAUGUUAGGUGUAAGUGUUAGAACAGUCCAAAGGCGACUAUCAGAAUACAGCCUUUCAAUCACUGACAGAUAUGCUGAUAUUUCGAAUGAAGCUCUAGAUAACCAUGUCAUGGAAGUCUUCCAAAUGUUCCCAAAUUGUGGUUACCGUAGAAUGCUUGCGUUCCUCGAAACAAAAGGGCUACGUGUACAAGAGAAGAGAGUUCGAGAAUCUAUGCACAGAGUUGAUCCCGAAGGAGUACUUCUGAGGACACUAGAGCUCCAAACAACACACAGACGGGGAUAUAAUGUAUAUUCACCCAGAGCUUUGUUCCAUAUAGACGGUAACCACAAGCUAAUCCGUUGGCGCUUUGUUAUUCAUGGCAUGAUAGAUGGAUAUUCAAGAAUGAUUAUUUUUCUAAGAUGUUCAAGUAACAACAAAGCCUCAACAGUUUUCUCAUAUUUUCUGGAGGGUGUAGAGAGGUUUGGUUUACCAUCACGUGUAAGAGGUAGGCCUUUGUGUAAUCACUGUUAGAACGUCUUCAGUUUAUUGGCUAUGAAUGAUCAAAUUAAAACAUUAUUCAGGGCUGUCACUGAUUUCUGAUGUAGGCGGGGAUGUACAAAAGGUAGCUGGGAAUCCAGCUGUUUUUGCAUGAUCAGUAUGCUGUUUUUGUUUUAAAGUAGCUGGGGAUCUAGUUCAGAAUUAUCAAAAUUGGCUGGAGAAAAUCCCCAAUCCCUGGCCCUUAAUGACAGCCCUGCAUUAUUUCAUUCUUGAUAGCCUGUACUUGAUUAGAAGCAUGUUACAAAUAAUUAUGAAUACAUACAGCUGUACUCACGCCAUCACUGUUAAUAUAAUCUAGCCUAUCUGAACCUAAGUUAAUAUAUUUACAGGUGAUUGCGGUGGGGAGAAUGCAGAUGUGGCAUGGUUCAUGCUUACCCACCCAGACAGAGGCCCAGACAGGGGCAGUUUUAUUGGUGGCAGAAGUGUACACAACCAAAGAAUAGGUAAACUCUCAACAUGACAGACACUAUUUGUACUACUGAGAGGCAAUAGCCCACCAGGCCAGGGUGGAGACCUGGUUUUGAUACAUACCGCACUGCUUUUCUCACAUGUAAAUCAUGUUGUUCUUAUGCUAACUAGUCCACAUUUGCAUGAGAAAGACAGAAAGGUUUGCAUCUAAACAAGGUCACCACCAGUGGUCAAUUUUUAUAAAACUUUUACAAGUGUAAUUUACAAGUGUAGCUAUUGUUUUCAGACUCUAAAACAAUGGCUGCACUUGUAAAUUACACUUGUAAAAGUUUUAUUAAAUUGACCCCAGGCUCUCUUCCACUCAAAGGCCAGGGCACCAAACACACAACUGUAAAAUGGGCCAUUCUACACAUUAUUUUGUGCAAAUUUCUUUCUUUCUGUAUGUGUCAUUUUAGGCAUUCAAUGUGUAUCUGUUUUAAACCCUAAAAUUACUACUGACAUUAAUAAUUAUUUUACAGGAAGAUGUAUUAUGCUAAAUGUACCAGGAACAACAGAAAACUAGAAUGUCUUUUAAAUGUUUGCUUGUCAUUGUGAGCUGUUAUAAACAAUAAUAUUAAAAGUGGUUUGCCUGAUUCCUUACAUUUAGAGAGGUUGUGGCGUGAUGUGUUCACUGGUUGUACAUAUUUGUAUUACAACCUCUUCUAUUACAUGGAAACUGUUGGAUUGUUAGAGCCACACAAUGACAUACACCUCUGGUGCCUUCACUUUGUGUAUCAACCUCGCAUAGAUCGUCAUCUGCAAUUGUUUGCAGAAGGCUGGAGUAGAAAACGGAUCAGAACAGCUGGAAAUAAAACCCCUACUCAGUUAUGGUUCCAAGGGCUGUAUGCUAUUGCCCAGUCAGAUUAUGUCAUUGCUCAAGAAAUGAACAAAGAUGAAUGGCAGGUCAGUUUUUCUCUGUUGAAAGAUGUCUUCUCUCUGGGGCACCCAACAAGCCAAAUCAACCAAAAGCUUGAGAAAGAGGCACUUUUAAAUUUAAUAACUUAUGUUGCUUGAAGUCUGUCUAGAGUGAUGUUUUCGUUAGCUGGAAGAAUUGGAUCUAUUUGGAUUCCUUAGCUGAACUUUUAAUUGCCUGAAAAUGUUAGGGAACAAAGUCUUCAUUUGAGAAAAUGCUGAAAUGAUCUUUCCACAAACGUUUUAUGCAGCUAUUUUUUUCCCGAAAAGGCUAGCUGAUGAUUUUUACUGCCAAAAACAACAAUUACGACCUUUCCAAAAACCUCAGAGGUUAUGAUUUCCCCAUUGCCGAUCUUUUAGGCCAUGUUUCAGUUACGAAAAUUUGAGUGCACUCUUUAACGGAUUCCAAAAGCCAAAGGCGAACUAACCUCCACCAAACAGAUUUCUGAUACUUGCCGUUGGGUGCCCCUGUUCUUUCAGGCAGUAAAUAAUUAUUAUUAACUGCAAGUCAUAUUUUUGUAACAUUUAGACAUAUCCCAAUAUCCUUGUCUGAUUUUAUGAUCUGUAUAAAAGUAAUGUGAUUUAGUUCGUUUCUUUUCUCAAGUUGCUUUAGCAACAACUUCUUUUGAUGAUAAUGAUGAUGCUGAUGGUGAUGAAGCCCAAUGUUAUGCCAGAUCUCUUUGGUGGCAGGUUAUCCAAAACAGUGGUAGAGUGUUAUUACUGAUUGCCACAAUCGACAUAAUGUAUUUUCAUAUGCAUUGCAGCUGUAUGGAGUGGACUGGGAUGGACCAUUAUCUCCAGAGGAAAAUUGCAUUGAAGUUCCUUAUACUAGAUGUCCUAUCAGUCACAAUGAUAGCGUACUUUUAAAAGACGAAAUCAAUCCCUUAGAUGACAGCACCAUCCAUGGAAUUGAUCUCUAUGAAAGGACACUUCAAUUUGUGACAAGCAGAAUUUCAAGUUGAAACUAUUAAGAUUGAUAUGUGUAGUUACUGUAAAGUAUAGAACUCUCAGUUAACUAGACCCCAUACAGUACCAAGGACAAUAAUAUUGUUGAAGAUGAAAUAGCUUUAAGGACCAAAAAAAACCAAGAGCCAGUAUGCACCCCCAUAUUUUAACACAACAUUUAUUAAGAGAAAGGUAACUUAACCUGUAGCAACGCUGCUACUAUAUCUAAGUUGCAAACAUUGUAAUGCUACAAAAUUUUCAAAAUUACUUUAACUUGGAAACACUGCUAAACAAUUAGACAAUUUCAAUGCAUAAAAUGUCAAAACUGGC